AUGUCCUCGCCCUGCAACGCCUCCAAAUAUGAACCCAGGCAUGGCAUCGUCCGUGACCUACGCGAUUACAUCUUCCGCUCACAAGAAAGAGCUAGAGCGUUCAGGUUUGCUAUCUCGUCUGCUCGCGUCAAAGAAAAUGGCGGACAGGAGGAGAUGAACACUGAGUGCGUCUAUGAUCUGGAUGAUUACCUGCGUUACUGUGAUGAUCUCUUGCAAUGGGCCCCGGACGUCUCUAGUCCUGGGGAUGCACUGCUCCGCAAGCUGCUUAUAUUCUAUUGGGUCUUUGAGCAGCCGUCGGUCAGAAACCUUCAAACUCCAAUUCUCCCGUCUACCUCUAGUACGGACCUGUCCUGGCUUUCAUACUGGCUUGUCGGUUAUGCCCGUGAAGUGGGAAACUGGAUGGAUACUACCGAAUCGGCCGCACAUGUCGAAUCCUUCUACAACAAUCCAAUCUACAAUCAGGACAAAGACCUCUGGGAGAAACCACCUCACGGAACAUGGAGGUCGUUUAACGAGUUCUUUUCCCGCCGCUGGGCCGAUAUCAAUGUUGCUCGUCCAAUUUCUGGCGAAGGUGAUGAUACAGUUAUUGUCCAUGGUGCUGAUUCGAUGUUUGGCGGUAGUUGGGACAUUAAUGACGGAUUCGUCAGUAUCAAAGAUGAUGCGCUCGUUGCAAAGGGGAUUGAGUGGCCCGUUAAUGAGCUACUCCAGCGGGUUGGAACAGACUUCAAUAACGGUAGCCUGAUGCAUGCAUUCCUGUCGCCGCACGAUUAUCACCGCCAGCACGCCCCCGUGAGCGGCAAGAUUGUCGAAGUCAAGAAUAUCCAGGAUCAGGUCUAUCUUCAAGUCACGAAGAAGAGAGACGGUAACAAGCUUGUCCCUGAUAGAGGGCUUACGCGUGACUCUGAAGAAGUUUCUCGACGCCAGGAAAAGAGGAAGAAGGGGCUCAGAGAGCUAGAUGCUCCGGAUGAUGCGGGCUAUCAGUGGUGCCAGACCCGUGGCCUUAUCAUCAUCGACACUGUUGUUUAUGGCAAGGUCGCCGUGCUGCCUAUUGGAAUGGCCCAUGUUUCGUCUGUUGUCAUUACUGCCAAGAAGGGCCAAUGUGUCAAGAAAGGGGAUGAGAUCUCCUACUUCCUGUUCGGAGGCUCGGAUAUCGUACUCGUCUUCCAAAACAAAGUGCAAUAUCGUGACGAUCUCAUCGUUAACAAAACCAAAAUCAACGUGAGAGAGAAGCUAGCCAGCUUUAAGUCCGUUCAAAGCAAUUAG
Molecule: messenger RNA, 1263 nt
Organism: Aspergillus melleus
Lineage: Eukaryota; Fungi; Ascomycota; Eurotiomycetes; Eurotiales; Aspergillaceae
Product: phosphatidylserine decarboxylase
Exons: 1
Coding region: 1-1263 (420 amino acids)
Biological process (GO): phospholipid biosynthetic process
Molecular function (GO): phosphatidylserine decarboxylase activity
Source: RefSeq, a predicted model, not a curated record